Pseudogymnoascus destructans is the source of this 831-nucleotide messenger RNA. RefSeq names its product Mitochondrial oxaloacetate carrier protein (gene OAC1). The coding region runs from base 1 to 831 and encodes 276 amino acids. The transcript is spliced from 2 exons. NCBI's taxonomy places the organism in Eukaryota, Fungi, Ascomycota, Leotiomycetes, Thelebolales, Thelebolaceae. The record is from RefSeq and is a predicted model, not a curated record.
AUGCAAUUGCAGGGCGAGUUGCAAGGCAAGGCGCAACAACCUAAACUAUAUAAGGGUCCGAUCCACGGCGUCACCGUCAUUGUUCGAAAUGAGGGUCUCAGAGGAAUCUACCGCGGUAUCGGGGCUGCCUACAUAUACCAAGUCCUACUUAACGGCUGCCGUCUCGGUUUUUACGAGCCCCUCCGUGCUACGGCGACGAAAGUUGUCUACGGCGACUCUACCGUGCAGUCCCUCGGGGUCAAUGUCUUCUCCGGCGCAUCCUCCGGUAUCCUUGGCGCCGCGGCGGGAAGCCCGUUUUUCCUUAUCAAGACGAGAUUGCAGAGCUUCUCGCCAAUGCGGCCGGUCGGCACGCAACAUAAAUAUAAGAAUGCGCUUGAUGGGUUCAAGAGCAUCUAUGGCACCGAGGGGCUGAAGGGCUUAUACCGCGGUGUGGGCGCUGCGAUGGUGAGGACGGGCUUUGGCAGCUCCGUGCAGCUGCCAACAUACUUCUUCGUGAAGAGGAGGUUAGUGAAACAUUUUGGCAUGGAAGAGGGGCCGGCGCUGCACCUCGCGAGUAGCACAACGAGUGGGUUCGUCGUAUGCUGUGUAAUGCAUCCACCAGAUACUAUCAUGUCCCGAAUGUACAACCAGAACGGAAACCUCUACAAGGGCGUCUACGACUGUCUCUCGAAGACUGUGCGCACUGAGGGUUUCCUUGCCAUCUAUAAGGGUUACCUGCCGCACUUGGCGCGGAUUCUCCCACAUACAAUCUUAACCUUAUCUUUCGCCGAGCAGACGAAUAAGUGGAUGACGAAACUAGAGAAGAAGAUAUUGCCAGCUGGUGCGAUAUGA